Filobasidium floriforme is the source of this 813-nucleotide messenger RNA. RefSeq lists its product as uncharacterized. The transcript has 5 exons. The record is from RefSeq and is a predicted model, not a curated record. Bases 1 to 813 code for a protein of 270 amino acids. Lineage: Eukaryota; Fungi; Basidiomycota; Tremellomycetes; Filobasidiales; Filobasidiaceae.
AUGUCCGCUCAAGGUACUCCCUCCAAGAAGGCCGAGCCCUUCGAGCAACUUCAGCCGAAGGGGUGGCGGUACCUCAAGAAGAUGUCCGCCGCGACUAAGUCGACUCUCAUUCAGGCCGAGAAGGUCAAGCCCAAGGUCGCCGACGUCGAUCCGGAGGAGUUGGACCUCGCCUUUAGGCGAAACCAAGUGACUACGGUCAACGCGCCCAAUGCCAGGGGGGUUGGAAGUUCGCCUGCCAACCCUGCUUUGAAUUGGCGACUACCGGGAACCACCGCGCCCGAGUCGACGGCGAAUGGGUCGACUGCAUUCGUGGUCAAUGCAGGCCGUCCCUGCACCCCCAUGAACCCCGGCGUCGUCACGGCUUUCCGACACGAUAUCGGAGUUCGACACAGGGUUCGCGCCGGGUUGCUGUACAUCCAGGAUCCUGCGGUGUCGCAAAGGAGUCUCUUCCCUCAUAUCCCCGCUCCUUCCGUCUUCCACGUGGAGCACGAACUCACCGCUCGGUUGGCCGCCCAACACGCUCCGAACGCCGUCCCCGCCGGCUUGGUCGCCACCGACGUCAACGUCGACCUCGACAUCGCCGGUUCCGAUGUCGUUACUCCCGGUUCGCCUGCGCCUACCAUCGUCGAGGGAGAGGACGUGGAGGACCUCGAUCUCGAGGACGACCGUUCGGACGACGAGGAUACCAGCAUGGGGGACGGGAGCGACAGCGAGUCGUCGAGCUCGUCCGGAUCCUCGACUUCGGGGUCUUCUUCUUCGGAAUCUGGUUCGGGAUCUGGGUCGGGGUCUGGUUCGGGUUCGGGCGGGGAGUAA